GUACAGUAUUUACUUUAAUAUCUGUGACGGUGCUUUCCCGUGGAUCUGCGUUUUGGGGGACGGGAGAUAACCUAACAUAAUUGAACUUUAGUUAAUGAUUCUCAGCUGUGUGUGCAUGAUGUUUUAGCAACAUACAAUUGUUACCGUCAACAUGAAGUGGCAACUCACAGAGGGAGCACUUGCCACUAUAAUGCGUGGUGGGACUGUUGAAGGUCCAGUAAUGCAGAUACUGGGCAGCGGGAGAAUAGAUGGUGCAGAAUCAAGUGAGAGGUACCACCUCCAGGUUUCUGAUAGCUGCCACCAGAACAGCGCGGUGCUUGCAACAGAGUUGAAAGACAAGCUGGCAUCUGGAGAGUUGUCAGAAUACUCAGUGGUCCGAUUGAACCGUUGGAUGUUUAACAGUGGGGAAAGGGGAACAGAGCGUGUCAUUGUAAUUGUCGACCUGACAAUACUGGCAAGUGGUACGGAGGUGGGUGUGAAGAUCGGUGAACCUGUGCCGUUCAGAGAGGACAGCUCUACUGGGGCGGCAUGUGAUGAACAGUCCGCACAGCCAGUGCUAUCACCUCCUGCUCUAUCUCAGCCACAGGAGGAUGACACUACAGGAUCCACCUGUGGUUCCAUUCUGCGAAUUGCUGAUCUUAGCCCAGACCAGAAAGAGUGGGAAAUAAAAGCUCGUGUUGUAAAUAAGACAGCAAUAAAACAAUAUAAUAAAGGAGAAGGGAAACGAUUUUCUAUGGAAUUGGUUGAUAACUCUGGGCACAUACAUGCGACAGCAUUUGGUAAACAGUGUGAUGAAUUUUAUGAUCUCAUAGAGGUGGGUAGAGUGUAUUUCAUCAGUAGAGGUAAGCUGAAGCCAACAAAGGAGGAAUUUACCAACGUCAAUCAUGUUUACCAAAUGACGUUUACAUAUAAGACGACAGUUAGACGAUGUGAGAAAGAUGACAUGAGCAUCCCUCACAUUGCUUUCAACUUUGUACGUCUGAACAAACUUGCUGACACUGCUCUUUCAAAAGUCAUUGAUGUCAUUGGUGUAGUAAAGGAUACUGGAAGUGUUGAGGUUGUUACAGUCCGAAAAAGAAAUGAGCAAGAGAAGAAACGUGAGGUUACCAUUGUUGAUGAGAGCGACACCACGGUGAAGCUGACUUUGUGGGGCAAACAGGCUGAAGAGUUCUCGGUGACUCCCGGUUCUGUGCUGGCAGUAAAGGGUGCCAAACAGUCAAACUUUGGCGGUCGGCGCUCAGUAUUGGUUCAGAUGUGGAGCACUGUCAAAGUGAACCCUGACGUACCAGAGACACAACAGCUGCGUGACUGGUAUCACAGACAGGAACAUGUCAACAUUUCGACUGAGCAGCUGGAUGUGGCAGGCACUGCGGAAUACACUCCUCCACAGCCGAAGCAAAAAAUCUGCCCAGUUGCUAAACUCAGCCCAUACCGGAAAGAGUGGAGAAUCGAAGCUCGUGUUGUAAACAAGACACGAAUACAAAGCUGUCCAAAUGAAAGCGGAGACCGGAAACUAUUUUCUAUGGAAUUUGUUGAUAAAUCUGGAGAGAUACUUGCAACAGCAUUUGAUGAACAGUGUUACAUAUUUUAUGAUCUCAUAGAGGAGGAGAGAGUGUAUUCUGUCAGUAAAUGUCGUCUGAAACCAGCGAACAAGAUACUUAGCAGUGUCAAUCACGAUUACCAAAUGAUAUUUACAAAGGAGACGACAGUUGUGUCACGUAAUGAAGAUGACGUGAACAUCCCUCGCCAUACAUUUCACUUUAAACCUCUAAACAAUCUUCCUGACAUUGAUCUCGCAGCACUUGUUGAUAUCAUUGGUGUAGUAAAUACUAUUGGCAGUGUUGAGGUUGUUACGGUGAGAGCAACAAACAAGGAAGAGAAGAAAUGUGACAUUACCAUUGUUGACCAGAGCAACACCACGAUGAAGCUGACUUUGUGGGGUGAACAGGCUGAAGAGUUCUCGGUGGCUCCCGGUUCUGUGCUGGCAGUAAAGGGUGCCAAACAAUCGGACUUUCGCGGUCAGCGCUCAGCAUCGGUUCUGAGGUGGAGCACUGUCAAAGUGAACCCUGACAUACCAGAGGCACACAAGCUGCGUGACUGGUAUCACCAACUGGAACAUGACAAUAUUUCGACUGAGCAGCCAGAAGCGUCAGGCUUCCAGACUGAAGGUUAUAGUGAUGGACAUGAAGGCAGUGGAUAUUAGGAAAUACUCCAUGAAAGUUAUUUCAGACAUCAAGUCUACCAGUGGAAUGUCCUGGUGAAUUGUGCAGAGAGCAGGUGCAAAGUGGAAUAAUUGGAAAAUGUGUUCUCCAUGUAAUAUACUAAGGUGAAUGUGGCACGCAUUGAACAGUCUUCACAAAGAUUUUAUAGAGAUGUGUAAAUAAUUUUAAAACUGACAUGAUGCACACAUUCCAAAAUGUAGUUUCAGAUUUCCUGUUACUGCCUGGAGCAUAUUUUUGAACAUUUUCAUUUUUGUAUUCGGCUGUAAUAAUAUAUGUUUCAUUAUAUUUAACAUAAAUAACUUUCUAUGAAAAAUUGUGUAAGAUUAAUUUUUACACUUGCCUGUGUAUCAUAGUGUAGUUAAAUGAUAAAGAUUUCCUGAAAUUUAUGCGCAUUAGUAAUGAAUUUGUAAUAAAGAGUUUUAUGAAUGAA
Molecule: messenger RNA, 2652 nt
Organism: Schistocerca gregaria
Lineage: Eukaryota; Metazoa; Arthropoda; Insecta; Orthoptera; Acrididae
Product: replication protein A 70 kDa DNA-binding subunit-like
Exons: 15
Coding region: 152-2203 (683 amino acids)
Biological process (GO): DNA repair; DNA recombination; DNA replication
Cellular component (GO): nucleus
Molecular function (GO): DNA binding
Source: RefSeq, a predicted model, not a curated record